UUCACUGCAACAGACCAACAAAAUCAAAGUCUCUAUGGCCGUGCAGGCUAGCUCAAGCGGAAAACCGCUGAUCGUCCUCAAAACUGUGCCAUCCGCCAGACAAUAAAAAAAAACUAUAAAGCUGAAACGUGCCGUCCUUUAUCCGGGCGAACUGCAAAUCCCUAUAAGCUGUCCUAAAAUAUUGAACGACUGAGUCUGGAGAACUUCAAAAAAGGAUGUUUAUUCAUACAAGGUUGUAAACCUGGCACAGAUCUUAAAGUUGCAGAAAAUGAAACAAAUUUCCAUAGGUUUUAGUUGCAGAAUUAUCCCUGGUUCCAGAAGGCAAAGGUGAUUAUAAAACCACUAUACCCUAAUCACGCUGUCUAUAUUAGAAGGAGAAACUCUUUCCUUCCCUAUCUUUACAGCAAAGAUUAGUUCUAGAAGCGAUGGAAUAACCCUGCUCCUCUAACUAGAUUUCCUAUUCCAGAUCAGUAUAAUUCAAUACUUAUCUAAUUUGGAUAGGCUUAGAUUGGCCUGGUUUUGAGGAUGAUUUGUCCCAGUUAGCCUUGCACAGCUCCAGCACGUUGGAAGACUAUAGCCAGAAUGAAACUCUAAAAUGGAGACUAGACCCUGGUAAAAAGGGCGGUCCUAAGAUGUUGUACUCUUUGACCAAUCAUUGCAAAGAAAACUGCAGCCAGCUCUUGCAGACUUCAAGCCACCUUUCCUGGGCUUUUGCAGCCAGAGGCUGAAACAAAAUGCAAAGGAGGGAAAACAAACAAACGACCAAUAAGUAAGGCAAACCAUCGUCCUGGGGGACGGAACAGCACUGAAGAAGUCAAGAGCCAUUUUCUGCCAUUCACAGUUGCUGAUUUCUCUCUGAUGUGUAAUGUCAUUGCAUUAUACUCAACAAAUUUACAUUUUUAAAUGGGUGAAAUGUACAUUUGUCAUGCAUAACACAACUUAAGUUCAUCUCUUGCUGAUACGAAUAGAUAUGGUCCACCUGUUUACCUGUUUUAAUGUUAUAUCUUCCUCCUGCCCUGUAGUGUCCUUUGCUUGCGAGUGAAGGGAAAGAAUCAAAACAAGGAGAGGAAUCAAAACAAUCUUGGAGAGGAAGGUGGGAGAUAUGGUAUUGAAGAUGGGAUCUUGGGCAUUAAAUUAAUCUCAUACCCACUGGAAAUCACAGGCUCUCAUCCAAUGUCAUCCAUUUCCUUUAUUCGGGCAUUGGAAUUAAACUUACAUAACUCUCUAUUUAACAUCCCUGUCUAAGGUAUGAACAAAAAAUUAAAUUGAGUCUACCAUUCACAUCUCUUCGCAUAUAAUACCUGUGCUUUUUCAGGACCCAUUUUCACAUGGGAGAAAAAAUGGGAAGAGGAAUGUAAUCAACUUUCGUGAAUAUCCAUAGAAGUUGUUUUAUGUAAUUGUGUUCAGGUUCCUUGACAGUGGGAGAAGUCACAAAGAAUUGUGUUGUACUAUGUUGGACAACAUAACCGGCACUAUAUCAGAAAGUUUGAGCUCAAUAACGGCUUUCCACAACCCAGGGAUCCCCACAUGGAUUAUAGCACUCCCCUCCCUUUAGGACUGGAAUAUGGUCAUUUGGGCUGGGACUGGUGGGAGUUUUGGUCUCACAGCUGAAAGUUAUGGGAGGCUUCUUUCCAGAAUCACAGGUGUGCGGUAUAGUGGUGAGGGGAGCAGGGGGCACUCAAGCACAUGUCUGAAGAGAUCUUUAACCCUGGUAACCAGCAAAAUGUGACUGUUACAUUAGAGAAUCACAGCUUUUGAAAGAAGCAACCAGAACUGUUUUAUGUCACUGUGCAUUUACUAUAUAUAGAGACAUCAUGCUACCUUGCUAAAAGAAAGAGGACGGAGGAGAGAGCGAGAUGGGGGAUAAACACACAAGUUCCUUCCAGUUAAUCGACCUGGGGAGUGACAAGACAAUAAAGAUUUCUUUCCAGAAUCAAGAGCUGCACUUCUGAAAUGCCAGGGGAGGUCAGGGGAGAGCAGGGUUGUUGGGUGUCAAAGUUGCCAGAGCAACAGCCACUCUAUCCGCCAAGCCUGCCAGUAGAAAAUGCCAAAGAACAAUGCAGCUUUGAAUGCCAAAUGGGCCUGCUUGGCACAGCUUAUAAAGACACCCAGGUUUGUCAACAAAUGACUUUGUGUGCCCAGAUUACUGCCUCAAGGGCAGUGCAAACUGUAACAUUACCCAGAUGGCUCGUCUGAUUUAUUCAUUGUGCCACAAGCCUCGUCUCCCGGUACCAUAACCUUAGAAUCCAGGCUGCAAUGUCCUCAUUCAACGCAGGCACUCCAGUAUUGCGGUAUUAUGAUAAGAAAUUCACUAAGGUUUGGGAGAGGGAGGAAACCUCCUCAUCAUCAUCAUCAUCCGAGGAGAGGGUAACCUUUCUCGAUCAACUCCUUCAGAAGAGGAUACAUGAGGGUAAAGAGAAAUUUAUGCUCCACAGACUGGUUCUCCUUGCCAAGAUUUCACCAGACCUGGCUGAUAAAAAGGAUUUAGCUGAGUACUGGGAACAACUGUUUGUGAAGCUGCAACACUCUUAUUUUCAAAGUGAGGGGAUCACAGGCCUGCUGCUGCUCUAUCCCACAUGCAUUGUACACAUCUUAGAGUCAUCCAGUGAUGUGCUUUAUAAUAUUCUGCGUGACCUGAGAAACAUGGAGCAGCAGCAAAGAGUGCUGGUCCUGGAUGCCAAGAUCCUUAUAAUGUCCCACAAUCUCCCUUCCCGGCUCUUCCAACAGUGGCAUUACAAAGUGCUGAAUGUGCCAGAAAGACGCCUGGACUAUGAUACAUCCCAGGAGGAAUCAGCAGAGACUCUUACCCAUGAGUGCCUCACAGCACUUCUGAAAAUUGGAAAGCAUUUGCUCAAAUAUCCCAAGAGCCCCAAGAACCUUCCAGACACCAUCCUGGAGAAGGUACCUGAUCUCAUUAUUCCCCAGGACACCAUCUGCUACCUGCUGACAUGCCAAGAGUUGCUGAGUCCAGCUCAAUACCUACAGUUCUUUGACUCUCCACUGAAUAUCCAGAUGGACUCAGAGCGUACAUGGCCUCUGUCAGAGCGGUUAAACAUUCAUUUUGGCUGGGCUGCUAUGAAAGGAGCCUCUGCUAUCUGAGGAACAAGCCUACAGAGACUGAUCUUUGCAACACCGUACUGCUACAAAACUGCAAUGUUGAAAUCCAUGGUGAAAGAGAACAGCAAGUAUUGGAAAGAGGGGAGGAAGAGUAAGUAGUUUUACAAGAAAAAGGAAAACCUCAACAUUUGUUGCGGAACUGUAGAUCUCAUUCAUAUUUAGGAUCCAGUAUCAAUACAGCUGUUUUCAAUACAAAUUAUGGACUGUAUAAACAAUUGACUGUACCAACUAUGGACUUGCUUGAAGUGACAAACUUUAUGACAGCAUAAAAUGGUGAAUGCACAUGCUAGUCGGGAGUGCACAGGAGUGUAUGGUGGCUUGAGCACCAGAGGCAGGGAAUCUUUUCUCUGCUAAGGGAUAUUUUGUAGGUCUCUAAGAUAUGCCUGUAAUCCAUAAACCUACCUAUUGGAAGCCAUGGAAACAAAGAUACAAAGAAAAAGAAAUCAAUGCUGCUUCUGAUGGUAAGUUACUGACAUGUGCAAUUAUCCUGUUUGUCAUCAACCACCCGAUAUGAUCUUCCUCAGUCUUGUGCCCUUCAGAUGUGUUGGGCUACACUUGGAUGACCUGAACUCAAGGUUUGAUACAAUUUUUUUUUAUUACUGGAAAUACAUUGUUAUGCAUUCAA
Anolis carolinensis (green anole) is the source of this 3742-nucleotide messenger RNA. RefSeq names its product testis-expressed protein 47. The record is from RefSeq and is a predicted model, not a curated record. NCBI's taxonomy places the organism in Eukaryota, Metazoa, Chordata, Lepidosauria, Squamata, Anolidae. The coding region runs from base 2257 to 3099 and encodes 280 amino acids. Gene Ontology annotation, molecular function: FAD binding; blue light photoreceptor activity. The transcript has 7 exons.